AUGGUGAAGAGAUCCAAGAAGAAGCGCCCCAAUGCUGGUGCUGGAGCUGGAAAUCAAAAGCACUCUAGAGCUAUGCAUAGUCACGGAGCCGUCAAGAAGCCACCUGUGUCUCCAACACCAACGGUUGGUUCUCCAGUCGUCAUUGGUGGCCCUGCUGUCGUAAAACAAGACCUUUUAGAGUGGCGCCAGGCACUGGUAGCCGACAAGCAGAAAGCCCGAACAGCAAGACUUCUCCAGGUCGUCAACAAAAAGUAUAGGGGGGUUUUGAAAUGCAAGAUCAAUGGCAAGUGGAACAAGGCAUUCUUCUGUUCCUUCCAUCGAUACUGCAAGUUACUAUUCAAUGAUGUCAUGAAGUACCAGUAUGGUGAUUUCAUACCAGUAACAGAAGAUGACAAAAAGUUCCUUCGAGGAAUCAUCAGAUCUGCCGACGCCGAACCUGCAUUCUUUGUAGCCAAUGCUCUGAAGCUUCUGGGAGACAUUGCGUACUACAUCGAACGAGACUAUGAACUAUAUUUUCAUUACAUGAAAGAAGCAAUUAUCACUUGUGAUGGAGCCAGUGACAAGGAGAAAUCAGUGCUGCUGAGGUGUCUUCCUGAUAAGGAUAACAAGCGUCCAGUUACAGUUGGUGACUUCCUUGACACCACUCGCCAACUUGCCAAGCAUGCUAUUUGUGAUUCCCGAAACAAACUGUAUUCCACAAAAUGGGACCGGGGCAUAGGUGUGGCAUGUGUCUCCGCCAUUCCUGGGGACCAGUGUGAUUGUUGUGGCAAGGCCAAACAAGGUACUACUGGCCCAAUGAAAGUUUGUGAGCGCUGCAAGGUGACUUAUUAUUGCAAACGUGACUGUCAAGCAAAACACUGGAAGGAUCAGCACAGCAAAUUGUGCCGCAAGAAGGGUGAAUUCCGAGUAGGCGAUUGGGUGGAGACACGGGGACCCUUUGGGUCAGUUACUCCUGGAGGUGUCUGUCGCAUUAUUGCUCGCUCUUCAAAUUGUGCAACAGGAGACUUUUGGAUUGUGUCUGAUGAGAAGCGUGGCACGAGUACUAUACUCUCAGCAGACAAACUACGUGUCUGUAGCUUGAAAGUUCGGGGCUUGGACCCAUUCUACAGUACUUUGAAAUUUGAUUAA
Molecule: messenger RNA, 1128 nt
Organism: Seminavis robusta
Lineage: Eukaryota; Bacillariophyta; Bacillariophyceae; Naviculales; Naviculaceae
Source: the annotation of a GenBank genome assembly